AUGCGAGGACGCCUCCGCGUCUUCCGGAUUACGAUACCCCCCCUCUCUCUCUCUCUCUCUCUCUCUCUCUCGCCCUCUCAGUUGAUAUCUAUCUAUCUUAUUCUGUAUAUCUAUGCCUUUCUGUUCAUAUCUAUCUGUCUGUCUCUCCCCUUUUCCCUCGUUCUCUCUCUCUCUCUAUCUUUGUCAGUUGAUGCUUGUUUAUCUAUCUAUCUAUCUAUCUAUCUAUCUAUCUAUCUAUCUAUCUAUCUGUCAUCAUUCUGUUCCUAUCUAUCUGUCUAUCUAUCUGCCUACUACCUACCUGUCAGUCUGUCUAUCUGCCUCUAUCUCUGUCUGUCUGUUUCUGUCUCUCUCUUUCUCUCUGUCUUUCAUAUGAUAUCUAACAUAUUCUGUUUUUCUAUCUACGUCAGUUUUUUCAUCUAUCUAUCUAUCUCAGUCUCUUCAUAUCUAUCUAGCUAUGUAUUUAUAUCAGUUCCUAUCUAUCUAUCUAUCUAUCUAUCUAUCUAUCUAUCUAUCUAUCUCAGUCUGUUCAUUAUCUAUCUAUCUAUCUAUCUAUCUAUCUAUCUAUCUAUCUAUCUAUCUAUCUCUGUUCAUUAUCUAUACAUCUAUCCCUGUUCAUUAUCUAUCUACCCCAGUCUGUUCAUUAUCUAUCUAUCUAUCUAUCUAUCUAUCUAUCUAUCUAUCUAUCUAUCUAUCUCAGUCUGUUCAUUAUUUACCUCAGUCAGUUCAUUUUCUCUGUCUGUCUGUCUGUCUGUCUCUCUCUCUCUCUCUCUUUCUCUCUAUCUCUCUAUCUAUCUAUCUAUCUAUCUAUCUAUCUAUCUAUCUAUCUAUCUCAUCCUGUUCAUUAUCUAUCUAUCUAUCUAUCUCAAUGUGUUCAUUUUCGAUCCAUCCAUCUCAGUCUUUUCAUUAUCUAUCUACCUCUGUCUGUUCAUUAUCUAUCUAUCUCAGUAUGUUCAUUAUCUAUCUAUCUAUGUCAGUCUCUUCAUGAUUGAUCUACUUACCUCAGUCUGUUCAUUAUCUAUCUAUCUAUCUAUCUAUCUAUCUCAGUCUAUUCAUAUCUAUUUAUCUAUUCAUCCAUCUCUAUAG
Acanthosepion pharaonis is the source of this 1083-nucleotide messenger RNA. NCBI's taxonomy places the organism in Eukaryota, Metazoa, Mollusca, Cephalopoda, Sepiida, Sepiidae. The record is from the annotation of a GenBank genome assembly.